CUUUGCAGUGUUUAUUUAUCGUAGAAGCCACAGCUCUUCAAAUCUAAUGAUGAAUCAGGUGACCAACCACCAGGAACACUAAUCUUUAAUCAACCCAUAUUUGAAGCAUGAAAUUCCCACCCCAGGAAGAUGAUUAGUUAAUUUAAUGGCUGUAGAAUUGUCAAAUAGGAAAUGUGUAUAGAAGAGUAAUUUAGAAUGUGGCUGUCUGUUAUUACUCUUACAAUUUGAAGAGUAAAAUGUCUCUUUUUCUGGAACUUACAUGACAAUUUUUCCAACAAAAUAAUUUCCAAAUAGAUCACAUAGAAAAUGUCUAUUUUAAUAUAGUUUACAAUAGUAAAACUAUAACGUCUCAAUUGUUUUUUUUAAAUACAUUUGAAUAAUGGUUUAGGUCAUUUGAUAAAUAUCACCUUGUAACUAAUAAGAUGAAACAAAGCUAAAUAGGACCAAUUAAGCACGUGAUUUAAAUAUCGAUAUGUGGUGAGUAAAAGAAUAAUCCAACUACCAGUAGAAGAUGACUACAUUUAGUACUAUAACAAGUAUAACACUGUUCCUAAAAAAAAGUGCUUAUGUUUAUUUAAGAUUUAUUUUAAUGUCAAACACAAAUAAUUAGAUCUUUAAAUGAACAAUUUGGGAGUUAAAUCCAUUGCUUCUGAUUUUUAUAGAUUUUAUGGUCUAGGAAAUCUGUACUGUCUGAUUUGAUCCCAUUUAACUGUAGAUUUUUACACGUUGCACUCUACUAGCUGGUAGGAAAAUUAUUUUAAUCGACUGAAUGAAAGUAUUAUUUCAUGUAAAAGUUUAUUAUAUGAAGGAAAUGAUUUAGGUCAGAAGCUAGAAUCUAUAUAAAGUCAGCUUUUGAAAAUAAAGAAAGACAAAUCUUUUUUUACAUUAUUAUAAAAGAGCUAAGUUGCAAACAACUAUCCUUGAGACCAGACCAUUUUUUUUUAAGCUGAAAUUUUCUAAUAAACAAUGGCAAAACACCAUUUGCAAUUUCUUCCCUCCCACCUCCCAGGUGGUUCAACAAUUCCACUUCCAAACAGCAUUUCCCAUCAGUUUUUAAAAGCUACUUACAAAGUGUUAUUCUACUACCACUUUUAAAUACAUCAAGCACUUCCAAAUAUCUAGAAAGACUAGAUAUUUCAUAUAACUUGUCCGCCACAUACACAGCACUGUUAAAUAAAAUUGCACACACAUAACAAUGGUUAUCAUCUGAGGUAUCUUCUAAAUGUGGCCAUUUUGGCCUUGAAUCAUUCCCUCCUCCCUUCCUUCUCUGCCUUCAAUCCAGUGGACAAGUACAGGCACGUGUAAUGCUUAGAGAUGGUCGAACAAAUUCCUAUGCAAAAGUCUUUACAGAAGACAAGUUUUCCUAUGAAUUUCAACACAAAGCGUACAAAAUAUGCUAAUUUUACUACUUUGUCAUACACUGGCAACCUCUUUAACAUCUAGAGACUAGAUGUUGAAAAAUUAGGACUAUUUGUCCAUUAUAUAUACUAUAUACAGAGCAAAACAAAAUGCACAAAACAUAUAGAAAAAUGGUGUCUGAAAAUGUCCAAGUAUGAACACACUAGUAUAUUACCUUUUGCAAUUUCUUCCCUCCUACCUCCUCUAAACCAUUGAACAAGUAUAGACAUUACUAUACUGCUCACAAAGGUGGCUUCACAAUUCAAUUUCCAAAACCAUUUCCUAUGAAUUUUAGCAAAAAGAUAUUUACAAAGUGGUAUUUUACUACCUAUACAUUUAAUAUACAUCGGGCACUUCUAAACAUCUAGAUAGACUAGAUGUUUCAAGUAAGGAGUUAAUUUGUCUACUAUGUAUACAGCAGUCUUGAAUAAACUGCAAACAUGUAACAACAGUUAUAAUUUGAAAGAGUCUUCCAAAUGUGAACAUUCUGGCCUAGAACCCUUCCCAUCUCCAUCAACCCAGAAGACAUCAAAUUUUCAGAAGACAAUCUUUCCUAGGACUUGUAAAACAAAAUGUACAAAAUAUAUUAGUUUACUAACUCUACUUUUGUCAUACACUGGCAACCUCUUUAACAUCCAGAAAGACUAGAUGUUGUCAAUUAGGACUCGUCUGUCCUUUACGUACAUUAUAUACACAGAUAAGUAAAACAAAAUGCACAGACAUAAUGACUCAUCUUGCCUCGCUGUAAACAGGAUGGCAUAGAGCUCUCUGCACCUCCCCCUCCUCUCUCCUCCCCUGAACCACUGCACAAACACAAUGAGUAUUACUCAACAGGUGAUUUGGCCAUUCCCCCCAAAAAAUAUUUCCUAUGAAUUGUAACAAAAAGGUAUUUACAAAAUGUGAUUUUGCUACCUCUAAUUUUAACAUAUCAGGCACUUCAGAACAUCUAAAAAGAAGAGACAUUUCAAAAAAGCUUAGCAUUGUCAACUAUAUACACAGUAGUGAGGAAUAAAAUGCACACAAAACAAUGGAUAGAAUAUGAAAAUGUCUUCUAAAUAUGACCAGUCUAGCAUAGAACCUUCUUCUCUUCCUUCUCAGGUCUUCCAGCUCCACGUCAUCUAACCCACUUAACAAACGUGAACGUAUCGCUUCCAGAGGCCGUCUUAACAACUCCAUUUCCAAAAGUCAUCUCCAGAAGACAUGUAUUUUCUACGAUUUCUUUUAAACAAAUGAGAAUUUACAAGAUGUGUAACUUUCUAACUCUUUUAUCAUAACUCGGCAACCUCUUUCCAUCUAGAAGGGCUAGAUGUGACAAAUGUUUUCUAUUAAAAGGUUGGGGUGGAGUUGAGAGCAGCUUUUUCAUAUUAUAUACACAGGCCUUCCAUAAACGGCCAGUAAAUCUUCCCAGAGGGUGGUGGGCAUUUCCAACGGGCCAAACGUGGCCUGUCAUUCUACCAUUUCUCUCUUCCGACAGCAAAGUCUGGUAGAAUGAAGACCAACCGCCCGAUGGCCGCUAACCGUUCCACCCGUCGUCGUUCGGGACUUCGCUCACCUUUCAGGCCCCUUAAGGCCUUUGUCCGUUGUCGUCAGGACUAGGUAGGUCUCGCCCAAUGGCGACAGAAUGGUCACCCGGGAACCGGAUCUGCGCGGCUCCGUGGCCGAAAGAGGCGGCCGAGCCUGCUUGCCUCCCUAGGCCGCCUUCCCGGGCCGUCCACGCCUUAAUGGCCUCCGCCACGCGGCGUUCGAGCGGCCGCCAUACUUCCCGGCCCACCACGCCCGGCGCCGCCCAAAGGCGCUGCGUCCUGGCGGCUCUGCGGGGGUUUCGUCGAGGCCCAGCAGGCUUGGGUCGGGAGACCCGGGUGCCGGCGGGGUCCGGGCUGGGAGACGCCACGGCCGCCAUCAGUCACCGAGGUGGGGUGGGAAAGAGAGGUUCGCUGCGGCUUCAAGGUCUGGGCACAGCCAGUGGGCAGCCACAGCAGAGGCCUCCGGUAUCUGCAGGGCAGAGGGCUCGGCCUGUCCCGAGGCCCCCCAGUUCACCCGCCGGCCCGGGGCCGGAGGGCCUGGAGGGCCCUGGAGGAGCGGGCUGCGUUCUGCGUCUCUCCGCGAUCUCUGCCGGACCGGAACUAAGACCAGACCAUUUUCUUCUGGAAAAAUCAGAAAUUUGUACUGAUGAAAAAAAAAAGUUGUUCUUGGCCAAAAACAUCAAUCAGCCUCAUCUCCAGAGUGAUCCUCCAAACUCAGGGAGAAUUGCAGUGAAUGACAGUUCCUGUUUCUCAACAUCAUUGUCAGCAUUUGGUGCUGUCAGUGUUCUAGAUUUUGACCCUUAUAAUAGUCAUCCUCCUUAGCCACCUCUGAUGAGUGCAUUGAAGAGGAUGACCUGCUUAGUUAUUCUGCUUCCCGAAUACAAAAAAUUAGGCUUCUGAAAUCAAACAUAAGAAGUCAUUGUUGCUUUUAUUCCAGGUGGGUCAGCUUUCUCAAAUACUGUGAAUUUCUAUGUGUUUGAUUCAAAUCAACGCCUUUUACAUAAACUUAUAAUUCUGCCUGAGACAUCUAUCACUGUAGUUUAAUUACAAUCAUUUGAGAUGAGAACACCUAAAGUCUACCCUCCUAGCAAUUCAAGAAUACAAAACAUUGGUUUUAACUAUGGUCAUCGCAUGGUACAAUACAUCUCUUCAACUUAUUCUUGCAAUUUAACUGAACGUUUGUAUCUUUUGACCAACAUCAACCCAAUCCCCCUGCGCUCAGUCCCU
This is a messenger RNA of Gorilla gorilla gorilla (western lowland gorilla), 4148 nucleotides long. RefSeq lists its product as uncharacterized. The coding region runs from base 3009 to 3743 and encodes 244 amino acids. The record is from RefSeq and is a predicted model, not a curated record. NCBI's taxonomy places the organism in Eukaryota, Metazoa, Chordata, Mammalia, Primates, Hominidae. The transcript has 4 exons.